AUGGCAGAGCUGGUGGCCACCAUGGUAGUUGGACCACUGCUGUCUAUUGUGAAGGAGAAGGCGUCCAGCUACCUGCUGGACCAGUACAAGGUGAUGGAGGGUAUGGAGCAGCAGCACAGGAUCCUCAAACGCAAGCUGCUGGCCAUCCUGGACGUCGUUGCCGAUGCUGAGCAGGCGGCGUCCCACAGAGAAGGGGCCAAGGCUUGGCUUGAGGAGGUCAAGAGGGUGGCUUAUGAGGCGAACGAGAUCUUCGACGAGUUCAAGUAUGAGGCGCUCCGCCGCGAAGCCAAGAAGAAUGGGCACUACAGCAAGCUCGGCUUCGAGGUAGUAAAACUCUUCCCCACCCACAACCGUUUUGCAUUCCGUGACAAAAUGGGGAAGAAGCUCUGCAGCAUUGUGCAGGCCAUUGAGGUUCUUGUGGCUGAGAUGAAUGCCUUUGGGUUUAAAUAUCAGCAGCAAGUACCAGCAUCCAUGCAGUGGAGGCAGACAGAUCCUGUUAUCUUCGAUCCAAAGAAAAUCAUCAGCAGAUCAAGAGACCAAGAUACUUCAAAUAUUGUUGAUAUACUACUUGGUCAAGUCAGCAAUGAAAGUCUCAUGGUUGUUCCCAUUGUUGGAAUAGGGGGGCUAGGCAAGACCACCUUAACGCAGCUCAUUUACAAUGAACCUGAAAUUCAGAAGCAUUUCGAGUUGCUGAUCUGGGUUUGUGUCUCUGACAACUUCAAUGUUGAUUCUCUGGCUAAAAAAAUUGCUGAAGCAGCAAGUCCCAACAAAGGCCAAGUGCAAGAUGUACUAAGUGGACGCAGAUUCCUCCUUGUAUUAGAUGACGUGUGGAACCGAGAGAGUGAUAAGUGGGAAAAGCUCAAGGCCCGUCUAACACAUGGUGCCAAGGGUAGUGUGGUUCUGACAACUACUCGUGAUGAAGGAGUUGCAAAAAUAAUGGGUACAGUUAAAGCCUAUAAUCUCGCACCUUUGGAGGAUAAUUUCAUACAGGAAAUUAUCGAGACGAGAGCAUUCAGAUUGCAGAAAGAAGAAGAAAGGCCUGUCGUGCUAGUUAAUAUGGUUGGUGAAAUUGUCAAGAGAUGCUGUGGCUCUCCUUUGGCGGCAACAGCACUGGGCUCUGUGCUCCAUACAAAGAGCAGCGAGGAAGAAUGGAAAGCUAUAUCAAGCAGAAGCAAUGUUUGCACUGAGGAAUCUGGAAUUUUACCAAUACUCAAGCUCAGCUACAAUGACUUGUCGUCGCAGAUGAAGCAGUGCUUUGCUUUUUGUGCUAUGUUUCCCAAAGAUUACAAGAUUGAUGUGGACAAGCUGAUCCAACUGUGGAUCGCACAUGGGUUUAUUCAGCACCAAAAUGAAGUUAGUCCUGAAACCAUUGGCAAGCGGAUUUUCAGUGAGCUAGCCUCAAGGUCAUUCUUUGUGGAUGUGAAGCAAGUCCAAGUUUCAUUCCACGAAACUAUGCACAUCGGGGAUAGUUAUUCCCAACAUACAUGUAAAAUUCACGAUCUUAUGCAUGAUGUUGCACUGUCGACAAUGGAAAAAGAAUGUGCUCAUGCACCCGAGGAACCAAGUCAGAUUGAGUGGCUUUCAGAUACAGCUCGCCACUUACUUUUGUCUUGUGAAGAACCAGAAACUAUUUUGAAUGAUUCUAUGGCGAAAAGAUCUCCAGCUAUGCAGACACUUCUGUGUGAUUGUUAUAUGGAAGAUCCAUUGCAGCAUUUAUCAAAAUACAGCUCUUUGAAGGCAUUACGGCUCUGUACAUGGAGCAGAUCAUUUCCCUUGAAAUCAAAGCAUCUGCAUCACCUGAGGUACCUUGAUCUCUCAAGAAGUGGUAUCGCAUCACUUCCUGAAGAUAUAAGCAUUCUAUACAACCUGCAAACAUUGAACAUAUCUUUCUGCCGCGAGCUUCGUUGGCUUCCAAGACAAAUGAAGUAUAUGACUGCCCUCCGUCACCUCUACACUCAUGGUUGUCCAGAGAUGAGGAACAUGCCUAGUGACCUCCGAAAACUCAUUUCCCUACGGACAUUUACAUGUUUUGUAGCAGGUCCAAUUGGCUCUGAGUGCAGCAGUGUUGGAGAGUUGCAACAGUUAAACCUCGGUGGUCAGCUGGACCUACAUCAGCUAGAGAAUGUGACCGAAGAAGAUGCAAAAGCGGCAAAUCUCGGAAAGAAGAAGGAACUCCGAGAACUCACAUUAAAAUGGACUGUUGGUUGCAUCAAUGAUGCAAGAGUGCUCGAGGGUCUCAAACCUCAUGAUGGUCUGCAAGCUGUAAGGAUAGAAUCCUACGGAGGCACCACCUUUCCGACAUGGAUGGCUUUGUGGCGAAACAUGGUUGAGAUCCAUCUUUCUCAUUGUAAAAAACUGCAACGGUUAUUCAGUUGUGAUAGACCCUUCACUUUUCCAAAUCUGAAGGAGUUUACACUAAAAUCUCUGGAAUGUCUGGAGAGCUGGUGGGACAUAAGUAACGAGGAACAAGGAGAAGAGAUGACAUUUCCUCAGCUUGAGAAGUUAUCUAUUGCUGGCUGUGGAAAGCUGACAGCGUUACCAGAAGCAACACUGCUUGCAGAAUCUUAUGGUGCAAUGGCACGGUCAGCAUUUCCAGCAUUGAAAGUGCUCUACUUGGAUGACUUGGAAAGCUUUCGAAGAUGGGAGGCAAUCGAAGGAACUCAAAGAGGACACAUUGUAUUUCCUAGGCUUGAGGAACUUACAAUCCAGAACUGCCCUCUGCUGACCGCAUUACCGGAAGCACCGUUUGGUGGGGAUUAUGGUAUGGCACCCUCAGCAUUUCCUGCAUUGAAGGUUCUCAUAUUGAGAGAUUUAAUGAGCUUUGAGAGAUGGGGAGCAGUCAAUGGAUCUCAAGAAGAUGAGAUAAUGUUUCCUCAGCUUGAGAAGUUGUCUGUUAUAGGCUGUGAAAAGAUGACAGAAUUAUCAGAACAAGAAAAUGUUUGUCCAAAGCUGUCAACAAAAGCUAAAUCACCAAAGCUCAGUGUAUUCGAGAUGCUGGGAAGUGAGGAAGAAAUGUUCCUGUGGGUAGCGACACAUAUGACUUCACUGACCAAUCUGACACUGCGAAGGCAUGAUGAUGACUCGGAAACAACCUCUGUGGCAGCUGAUCAUAGUCUGACACAAGUGGUGGGCGUCAUGGAAAAAUGGAAUCGUCGUGAUUUCCCUCUGGCAAAUAUGGAGUUAAUUGGCUUUAGGUCGGGUGUAACUGAGCUAUGUGCAUGUUUUGUGCAGAUUCAGCGCUUAUGCAUUAAAGAUUCUGCUGCGCUUGUGCACUGGCCAGAGAAAGAGUUCCGAAGCUUGUUAUCUUUGAGGAGUCUAAAGAUUAUAUCCUGUGAACAACUGGUUGGAUAUGCACAAGCUCCUGUAGCUGAGCCACCAACAGCAUCAGAAUCCUCGGGUGAGCUCCUGCCACGUCUCGAGUAUCUCAAUAUAUAUGGUUGUAAAAGCAUGGUAGAGGUCUUCGAAGUCCCUGCAUCCCUGAGGAAAAUGAGAAUUACUGGUUGCAGCAAGCUCAAGUCUAUAUCCAGCAGUAGGCUGCAGCAGGGAGAGUCGGCAUCGUCGAUUAUUCAAGGGUCAUCAGCCAUGGCCAUGGAGGAGCAUAUUCUCUUUCCAUGUUUAGAAGAAAUAGACAUACGGGAGUGUGACAGCUUAACAGGGGUCCUCAAUCUUCCGCCGUCCCUCAAGGAAAUAAUAUUUAAUGGGUGCGGUGAGUUGAGAUCAGUAGAAUUUCAAUCAGGAGAGAUGCCAUUGUUGGAGGUCCUUCACAUUGCACGAUGCAAAACCCUGUCAUCCCUACCAGACGGGCCGCAAGCAUACUCAUCCCUCCAAUAUCUUACCGUUAAAAACUGCCCUGGCAUAAAGAGUCUCCCUGCAUGCCUGCAGCAACGGCUAAGCUGCCUUGUGUCAAAAUUUCUAGAUGCCCGUCAUCAAGAGCCUAGUCUUCUGAAGCCCAAGACAUGGAGAAAUGCCUUCCGCUGAGAGAAGUAUGCUGUUGAUAUGGACACCAUCACCCUGGGAAUCUACCAAGGAGCAGCAGGAGGUUCAAUUCGAUUAUAUGGCCGGGUCGUAUUCUGAGAUUUCUUCUGUUGUUGAUUGCGUGCGGCUCCUUUAUGAAGCUGCUUCCGCACAUCCAGGGUACCUGGAGUAGGAAUCAUGUUUCUAUGAAGUAUGUAUUGCCGCGCUUUCAGUUAGCUACAUUCAUUGACAUGCCAAGAACAGACUGGUUGUAACUCAGAUAUGUAGAUGUCUCAUGUGGACAGACUAGCUGUUUCCUCUUCUGCUGUAAUGAAGCUGGAGUCUUAUAUUGUUCUC
This is a messenger RNA of Triticum urartu, 4311 nucleotides long. The record is from RefSeq and is a predicted model, not a curated record. Lineage: Eukaryota; Viridiplantae; Streptophyta; Magnoliopsida; Poales; Poaceae.